Molecule: messenger RNA, 1580 nt
Organism: Nothoprocta perdicaria
Lineage: Eukaryota; Metazoa; Chordata; Aves; Tinamiformes; Tinamidae
Gene: MAPT
Product: microtubule associated protein tau
Exons: 13
Coding region: 13-1431 (472 amino acids)
Biological process (GO): microtubule cytoskeleton organization; neuron projection development
Cellular component (GO): neuron projection
Molecular function (GO): microtubule binding
Source: RefSeq, a predicted model, not a curated record
CUUUGCUGAGAGAUGGCGGAGCAGCGUCAGGACGUCCCCAUGAUGGAGGAUCACUCAGCCGGCCAGGAGAAGCACGUCCCAUCAGGCUAUCCCCUUCAGAUACCAGUUGAUGAUGGAUCGGAUGAGCCUGUUUCUGAAACAUCUGACGCUAAGAGCACCCCAACUACGGAAGAUGCCACAGCACCCUUAGUGGAGGAAGGAGACCACGAAGAUCAGGGUGGUGUCGAACAGCACGGGGAGAUCCCAGAAGGAACCACAGCUGAAGAGGCAGGCGUAGGAGCCACCCCCAACCUGGAGGACCACGCUGCAGGAGACGCCGCUCGAGCUCGUGUUGACAGCAAAGGCAAGGAAGGGGCUGAGGCUGAGGAGAAGAAACCGAAGGGCCCAGAGAUGAGAGGUGGCACCAAGACAGCCACGCCGCGCUCCGCAGCGGGGCAGGCUCAGAGGAACUCGACCAAUGCCACACGCAUCCCUGCCAAGACACCCACGACCCCCAAGACGCCUCCCGGCUCCGGCAGAAAGGAGCAGAAAAAAACACCUCCUGCAGCAGCGAAAUCUGAGAAAGGUGGCGAGCAGCCCAAGUCCGGAGACAGAAGCGGUUACAGCAGCCCCGGCUCGCCGGGCACCCCGGGCAGCCGCUCCCGCACCCCUUCUCUGCCCACCCCGCCGGCCAGGGAGCCCAAGAAGGUGGCGGUGGUUCGUACCCCACCAAAGUCUCCUGCCUCUGCCAAGAGCCGCAUCCAGCCGUCGGCCGCCCCCAUGCCUGACCUGAAAAACGUCAAGUCCAAAAUUGGCUCCACUGAAAACCUGAAGCACCAGCCUGGAGGAGGCAAGGUGCAGAUUAUUAAUAAGAAGCUGGACUUUAGCAGCGUUCAAUCCAAGUGUGGCUCAAAGGAUAAUAUCAAACACAUCCCGGGCGGAGGCAGUGUGCAGAUUGUUAAUAAGAAGUUGGACUUUAGCAGCGUUCAAUCCAGGUGUGGCUCAAAGGAUAAUAUCAAACACAUCCCGGGCGGAGGCAGUGUGCAAAUCGUUUACAAGCCGGUCGACCUGAGCCACGUGACGUCCAAAUGUGGCUCCCUGGGCAACAUCCAUCACAAACCAGGUGGUGGACAGGUGGAGGUGAAAUCUGAGAAACUGGACUUCAAAGAUAAGGUGCAAUCAAAAAUUGGGUCAUUAGAUAACAUCAGCCACGUCCCCGGAGGAGGAAAUAAAAAGAUCGAGACCCACAAGCUGACGUUCCGCGAGAACGCCAAAGCCAAGACUGACCACGGCGCCGAGAUCAUCUACAAGUCGCCCACCAUCUCGGGCGACGCCUCCCCGCGCCGCCUCAGCAACGUCUCCUCCAGCGGCAGCAUCAACCUGGUGGACUCCCCGCAGCUGGCCACGCUAGCCGACGAGGUGUCCGCCUCGCUGGCCAAGCAGGGCUUGUGAUGGGGCUGCGGCGAACGCAGGGGCGCCCAGACACGGAAAGAAACGAGAGAAACACAAUAAUCCGGCCUUCUUCCUCUGUUCCUUUUACAGCUGCUCCCCCAUCCCCUAACUGGUUAAGGAUUUAACCUGCUUUUACUCUUCAUUCAGCU